CACAAACACCCAGGAGACCAAUUUCUCGGUCGAAGAUUUCCAACCAAGGGUAACCAACAUCGCAACGCGAGUCACUAGAAAGAGAGGACGGCAUAACGAGAGCUAUGCACCCGAGGAGAGUACCGGCAGGGUCACCACCCGGGAGGUGUGGAAGCUCAUUGACGAGCUGAAGGACAUCGUCCACCGCCAAACCACGCUUAUCGAAUCAACCAAAACUGAACUACAGGAGGUUAAACGCGGACAGAAUGUCCUCCAGGAACAGAACCAGAAGCUCUCGGAGGAAGUCAAAGCCCUGCGGGCACAACUCGACCGACCGCCGCCGGCGCCCUCGGCUCGGUCGUGGGCCGCCGUAGCUGCUAGUCCGGCCACUCUGAAGCCUCACCAGAACAACCUACGCCCAGACAAAGACCUGAAAUGUGUCCGAAUCAGCACUCAACAGUCGCCAAUUGACGUUUCCGAAACGGAAGGAGUAGGGAACGGAUUUAGCCGAUAUAUGCCUAUCCCCGCAGCGAACAACCGUAUCAGAACGGCGUUUUUAAACACCCCCUCUACCCAAGACGUGCAGGUUGCAGGAAUUGGUACCACGAAGACUGGAUACGUGAUCCGAUUCAAAGACAUGGAGUCAGCCGAGACGGCGCGUAAAAACAACGAAUGGCUACACGAACUAGGCAACGAGACUAAGCUGGUCAAACCACAAUUCGGCGCAGUUGUACACCACGUACCAACAGGAGGACUGAACCUUGAGCGAAACAAAGAAAGAGCCAUCCAAAAGAUCAUGGAAGAGAACGACCUCCAGGAUCGCGGGUUCCGAAUUGAAGACAUCGCAUGGCUGAAGAAAAGAGACAAAAUGCUCGGGGCAUUCGGCUCUAUGGGCAUUUGGUUCGACUCCGAGGAAGCGGCACAAUGGUCGCUCGACAAUGGCCUUGUGAUCGACCAACAUUGCGUCGGUCGUGUGGAGAGAUUCGAAAUUAAAAAGAAGCGGUGCUUCCGCUGCCAAGGGUUCGGUCACCUUGCGUGGUCGUGUAAGGAAGCCCCCCGGUGCGGCCACUGCGGCGGCCAGCAUGAACGAACACGAUGCCCACCGGGCAUCAGAGCACACUGUCUGGAUUGCGGCGGUGAACACACCACCGGAGACCCACUAUGUUCGAAGCCAGCCAGCGCUCCUACCCCACAAUGUUAGAAAACAACCUCCGAAUCCUACAGUUGAACAUGAUGAAAUCGAGGGCGGGUAUGGAGGCCCUUAUCAACGAUCACCAGAGCCAGAACCUAGACGUGCUUCUCAUCCAGGAGCCGCCUAUUACGGCAUACCAAACACACGUGAACCACAGUGUAUGGCGGCUCUACCGGCCGACGGGAGGAAACGACGCAGCCCGAUUUCGAAGCCUUAUCUACGUGAACCGAAAACUCUCAACGUCCUCUCACCGGCAGCUGCCAAGCAACCACCCGGACCUGACUGCCAUCAAGGUCUGGACCGCCGACACCCAAAUCCUAAUCUUCUCAAUUUACAUCCCGCCAGUGCCAAUGCACACGCCUGAGGAAGCAUCGGCGGCAACGGUACUAUCCACUAUCCAAGACACGAUACAAACCACCCUCCAAGACGACAACAGGAGCGCUUGCAUUGUCCUCUCUGGAGAUUUCAACCGACACCACCCAGCAUGGGGCAGCAACCACAUUCAACCCCGGUUCAUCGAGGAUGCAGGGGAGGUGAUCGGCUUCUUCCAAGGCAACGGCCUCCAAAGCUGCCUACCCCGGGGCACUGCGACCUUUUGGUCGCUGAGUCACCCCGGGCGAAACUCCACCAUCGACCAAACCGUGACCGACAGACCCGACCUACUCAUUAAAUGCCACCUCUACCACGAAAACUAUGGCUCCGACCAUCGAGCAACGUACUCGGAAUGGAACCUCCGAACACUACGUAACGCCGCCGUUAAGGCAAGAAAAGCGUACGAUCGAGCUGAUUGGGAAAAGAUUGGAUGGGAGGUGUGGAGACUCAUGAGACCCUGGGAGUCCCCGACCACAAUCGAGGCACUUGACGCUAUGGUAGAAAAGCUCACAGAAGAAACUGCAAGAGCGGUCGACCGACAUACUCCGAACCUACGGCCGUCUCCUUACGCGAAGCGGUGGUUCACCGCUGAUUUGAAAUCUCAACAAAAAGAGGUAAACUAUGCACGGCGCAGAUGGCAAGAGAGCUGCGCGAUGGCGGGACGGGAUGACCCUUACACCAUGGCGCUCUUCGAAGACAUGCGCCAGAAGCGACGGACAUGGACGCGAACAAUUGAGAAAGCCAAGACUUCACAUUGGAAACAGUUUCUUGACGAGGCGGGCGAAGGAAAGUUAUGGAAAGCGGCAACAUACAUGAAACCACGAGACUCUUGGGGCUGCAUACCUGCCCUUAAGGUGGGCGACCGAGAGGUGACCGAUAACCAGGAGAAGGCGCAGGCCUUCAUGGACUCGUUCUUCCCUCCUAUGGCGCCCGCCGAAGAGGAAUCUUCCAUGGAACCCCCCGCUGAACUCCCGUGGCAACCGAUCUCCGUGACUGAAGUCUACCGAUCUCUAAAAUCAGCAAAAGGCUCGUCGGCCCCAGGGGAAGACAGCCUCCCGAUGCUGAUCUGGAAACGUCUGUGGAAACACCUGGGAUACCUCAUCACCAAGAUCUUCGCAGCAUCGAUCGAGCUAGGAUACCACCCCCAAAGAUGGCGAAGCGCCCGCAUUGUUGUGCUACGGAAACCCGGGAAACCAGACUACUCACUCCCAGGAGCCUACCGCCCGAUUUCACUUCUAAACACAAUUGGCAAACUACUAGAGGCAGUGAUGGCCAGGCGGCUAUCCUACCUCGCAGAGCACCAUGGACUUCUCCCAGACACUCAAUUCGGGGGACGCCCGGGACGCACCACCGAGCAAGCCCUGCUAAUAUUGACCAACGCAAUCGACCGAGCGUGGCACGGACAAAGAGUGAUCACCCUAGUAGCCUUCGACCUGAAGGGAGCAUUCAAUGGGGUAAAUCAGAUAACCCUAGACGCCCGCCUCCAGUCCAAGGGAAUCCCCGCCGUUGCGCGGAGGUGGAUUGCAAGCUUCAUGAGUAGACGACAGGCCAACAUUAAAUUCGAUGACUAUAGUUCGGAGGUAGCACCACUCCACAAUGCUGGACUGCCGCAAGGCUCCCCCUUAUCGCCUAUCCUCUUUGCACUCUUCAACUGCGACCUAGUCGACCAGCCCGUUGACUUCCACGGCGGAGCAUCAGCCUUUAUCGACGAUUAUUUCCGCUGGAGGGUCGGCAGGUCCGCCGAAGAAAACCUAGCGAAGAUCCAGUCCGAGGACAUACCACGGAUCGAAGCAUGGGCUCGGAAGACGGGGUCCAGCUUCGCAGCGGAGAAAACCGAACUCAUCCACAUCACCAGGAAGAGAAGCGAACAAUGCCAAGGCCAGAUCACCAUGAACGGCAUAACCGUCACACCGGCAACAACCGCUAAGCUCCUGGGUGUGAUCUUCGACCACGAGCUACGGUGGAAAGAACACGUGCAACAGGUAGUCAAGCGAGCUACCAAAGUCAACAUGGCACUGGGAGGACUGCGACAGCUCCGCCCGGAUCAAAUGCGCCAGCUUUACGAAGCGUGUGUCGCACCGAUUAUCGAAUACGCGUCGACGGUCUGGCACGACCCGCUUCGGGACAAAACACACCUUCGACACCUGCGCACGGUGCAACGAGCAGCGCUCAUCCGGAUACUCUCUGCCUUCCGGACUGUGGCAACAUCCACGCUCGAAGUCGAGGCACAUGUGAUGCCAACCCAUCUUCGAUUGCGCCAUCGCGCCCAAACCACUAUCGCCAAACUUCACACGCUACCACGGAAGCACCCCAUAUGGGACACCUUGCUUCGCGCUCAGAGACGACGGAACAAUAUCGGGUCGUACGCUCGAUUUCCACUUGCAGAGGCCCUAAAAACAAUGUCCCUAAAGAGACUACACGAACUGGAAAUGAUUGAUCCAACUCCACUUCCACCGUGGCGAGCAGAGGCUUUCUCGAGCAUUGAGAUCGAACCCGACAGAGAGACUGCAAUAGAACAGGCGAAGACGGCACGGUCUAAGUCGGACGUCACCGUCUACUCAGACGCUUCGGGACGCCACGGUCACCUCGGCGCAGCAGCCAUAGGAUUCAACAAGAACUCACCGGAGGCAACUGAAAGCCUGCAAGUCCAGGUUGGCCCGAUGGACCGAUGGUCAGUACAUGCUGCCGAACUGCUGGGGGUAUUAUACGCGAUCAUCCUCAUCAACAAGGUCGCCGUCCAAUGUCGAAGGUCAAUGGACACGCGGGUCAAAUCUGCGACUAUCCUCAGCGAUAGCAUGUCAGCUCUACAAGCAAUCGAGAACCCAAGGAACAAGUCUGGACAACAGAUUAUCCACGCCAUCAUACGAACAGCCACGAACACUAAAACCCACGGCAUCGCGGUUCGUCUGCAGUGGGUACCUGGACACUGCGAUGAACCUGGGAACGACGCAGCAGAUCGGCUAGCCAAAGACGCGGCCACACCAGGCCAAACACAUCCAUUUUCCCCCUUAUUAUCGCGAGAGGGGACCCAUAUCAGGCACGGUAUUCACUCCCAAUGGGAAAGAGAAUGGAAAGGAUCCCGGAAUGGCAGCCACCUCCGCAAGAUCGACAACGCAUUGCCAGCCAAAUACACGAGACAGCUCUAUGGAAACCUACCUCGAAACCGAGCGUACCUUCUGACGCAGUUACGGACAGGACAUUGCUGGUUAUCAACCUACGCCAAGUUGUUCCGUCACCGCGACGAUGACCGGUGUGUCUGCGGCGCGCGGGAAAGUGUGAUCCACGUCCUCCUGGACUGCCCCGCGCUGAGGCACCUACGCAGGGAACUGCGGGAGAAAGUUGGAGACGCAUUCAGAAGCAUAUCAACCCUACUGGGAGUAGGAGGACCUAGAGGAGGCGAUGCUUCUCCGCGAGCCAAGACGGUGGAGGCUGUUUUAGACUUCGCAGAAGCAUCACAACGGUUUCAAAACCGCGCGCCAUGAGGGCAGCAAUCCAAAAUAACGGCUACGAGGCCAUGGCAGGCCCCAACGAGGCUCUAAGUUCGUUUAAGAAGUGAUAUAAGACACAUGUACCUACAUUGAUUUAUAGUUGUUGUAUGCUGCAUAUCGUUCGCGAGGGGUCAGCGUAAAUGAAAU
Messenger RNA from Penicillium brasilianum, 5178 nucleotides. Lineage: Eukaryota; Fungi; Ascomycota; Eurotiomycetes; Eurotiales; Aspergillaceae. The record is from the annotation of a GenBank genome assembly.